Messenger RNA from Diceros bicornis minor, 783 nucleotides. Its product is annotated as cytochrome c oxidase assembly factor 3 homolog, mitochondrial. Gene Ontology annotation, cellular component: mitochondrial inner membrane. Gene Ontology annotation, biological process: mitochondrial respiratory chain complex IV assembly. The record is from RefSeq and is a predicted model, not a curated record. The transcript is spliced from 2 exons. Lineage: Eukaryota; Metazoa; Chordata; Mammalia; Perissodactyla; Rhinocerotidae. The coding region runs from base 25 to 345 and encodes 106 amino acids.
GACUGGGAAGGGUGGAGCGGCAACAUGGCGGCGUCGGGACCUGGUGGCCCUCUCGAUGCUAAGAGUGGAGAGGCCCCUCCGGCUCGGCGCAUCGACCCGACUCGGGAGAAGCUGACUCCCGCGCAACUGCAAUUCAUGCGGCAGGUGCAGCUCGCCCAGUGGCAGAAGACGCUGCCACAGCGGCGGACCCGGAACAUCAUCACCGGCUUGGGCAUCGGGGCCCUGGUGUUAGCUAUUUAUGGUUACACCUUCUACUCGGUGUCCCAGGAGCGUUUUCUAGAUGAGCUGGAGGAUGAGGUCAAAGCUGCUCGAGCCCGGGCUCUGGAAAGGACAUCAGGACCCUAAUCCAGAUGGACAUCGCACAUCUCCAACCUGCUGGAGCCCCUUCAUGUGAUGGAUGUUGCUCCUUGACCCUGUAGAAAUGGAAGCCUUCUGAUAGCAUCGCUGCCCUAACUAACGUUGGAUGAUGACUGAGCCCAAGAAGCCAGGGAUUUAUGCAUUUGGCCAUCGUCAAGAGAACAUUGCCCACCUCACACUCACUGUGUGUGGCGACUGAGCCCUUCUUGUAGUUCCUUUCCUUGUUUGAGAGGUAUCUGACCUUAGCUUUUCCCAGGUUUUCUGACUUUGUGGUUUAUCCCUUUCACCUACCAGGGACUGGGAGGAUGGAGGAUCAGAGGUGGGCUGUUAAUGGGGGAUAGGUGUGGCAGCUCUGUGCAGUGUUGGAGCCUAAAGUGGGAAGAAUGGGGUCAGGUUGAGAAUAAAAACUGAGUCAUCUCUCUUGGA